Molecule: messenger RNA, 1154 nt
Organism: Drosophila nasuta
Lineage: Eukaryota; Metazoa; Arthropoda; Insecta; Diptera; Drosophilidae
Gene: alphaSnap
Product: Alpha-soluble NSF attachment protein
Exons: 4
Coding region: 186-1064 (292 amino acids)
Biological process (GO): SNARE complex disassembly; intracellular protein transport
Cellular component (GO): SNARE complex; vacuolar membrane
Molecular function (GO): syntaxin binding; soluble NSF attachment protein activity
Source: RefSeq, a predicted model, not a curated record
GGGCAAUUUGGUUUAAUACUAGAUGUAGACUUGGUCACACUAUUACACAUUUUCGUAUUGAUUUUAUUUGCUGAAAAGUCCAAGAAAAGAAGUUGCGGAAUACACAAUUAAAGGGUCAUUAUAGGCGUUUGGAAUUUGUUGCAUCUAAAUGCAACUUAGUGUACAAAAAAGCCAAACUUGCAAACAUGGGCGACAAUGAGCAAAAGGCCCUUCAGCUUAUGGCUGAGGCUGAGAAGAAGCUGACACAACAGAAGGGUUUUCUAGGCUCACUUUUUGGUGGUUCGAACAAGAUCGAAGAUGCCAUCGAGUGCUACCAGCGGGCUGGAAACAUGUUCAAGAUGUCCAAGAACUGGACCAAAGCAGGCGAGUGCUUCUGUGAGGCAGCCACGCUCCAUGCACGCGCUGGCAGUCGCCAUGAUGCUGGCACCUGCUACGUGGAUGCCUCAAACUGUUACAAAAAGGUGGAUGUUGAGAGCGCCGUCAACUGUUUGAUGAAGUCCAUUGAUAUCUACACCGAUAUGGGACGCUUUACCAUGGCUGCCAAGCAUCAUCAAAGCAUUGCGGAAAUGUACGAGAGCGAGCCCAGCACACUGGCCAUGUCAAUUCAGCACUAUGAACAGGCAGCUGACUAUUUCAAGGGUGAAGAGUCUGUUAGCUCGGCCAACAAGUGCAUGUUGAAGGUUGCUCAAUACGCUGCCCAGCUGGAGGAUUAUGAGAAAGCAAUAUCCAUAUACGAGCAGGUGGCUGCCUCCUCCCUGGAGAGUUCGCUGCUCAAGUACAGCGCCAAGGAGUACUUCUUCCGCGCUGCUCUCUGUCAUCUGAGUGUGGAUUUGUUGAAUGCGCAGCACGCCAUUGAGAAGUAUGCGCAACAAUAUCCAGCAUUCCAGGAUUCCCGAGAGUUCAAGCUAAUCAAGGUGUUGUGCGAGCAUCUUGAGGAGCAGAACAUUGAGGGCUUCACAGAGGCAGUUAAGGAUUAUGAUAGCAUCUCACGCUUGGAUCAGUGGUACACAACUAUCUUGCUACGAAUUAAAAAGGCCGCCGAUGAGGAUCCAGACUUGCGAUAAACAAUUUAAACACUCUAUAAACGCAUAUAAAUACAUACCUAUAUAACUAAUUAAAUGCUUUUUUCAGUUACAAAAAAAAAAAAAAAACAA